AUUGCCUGCACAGUCCGAGCUCCUGCUCCCUGCAGAAUGUGAAGAAUGAGGCCAGCCCUGCACUAUGUGUCCUGCCUGCUGUCCAUCCUCCUCCUCCAGCCCUGGUCACUGGCCAUUCCCGGCACAAAGAACCCGAAGCAGCAGCUGGCGCGAAGUGUGUCCAUUCAGCGCAGAAUCUGGAUUGACCCAGGAUCGCCAAUCAGUAAUGGCUACCAGGCAAAUUAUGAAAACAGAAUUGAAUAUUUAAUAAGAAUUGGAAUGAAAGACCAUCGUCUCAUAUUGACCAAGGCAAAAGACCUGUUGGCGUUGAAUUUUACUGCUUCACAUUAUCAGGGAGAUGGGACGUUGGUUACAGAAGAAAUGGACCACCUGGCUCACUGCUGCUAUACAGGGAAGGUGGAAGGACUCCCAGAAUCCUUUGCUUCAGUUUGCACUUGUCAUGGCCUCAGUGGUUAUAUUUGUCACGGCAAUGACACAUACAGCAUCGAGGCCACCGGCCAAUCUGAAUCCGACUAUGUGAUCACCAAACACAAUACCUACAAACAAGACCCUAAAUUGGUGCAGCAUCGUCUGACCCGCUCCCUGCAGACUCCUUCCAGAAAGAAGGAUGUGAUGGACAAUUACAACAUUGAGCUGUUCUUGGUAGCUGAUAAAGCAGAGUUUCAGCGUCAUGGGGAGAACUUGGACAAAACCAGACAACAUCUGAUGACCAUUGCUCACCACCUUAACCAGAUAUUUUUGAAGAUCAGCUUUCAAAUCUUUUUGGUGGGGAUUGAAAUUUGGACAGAGGAAAAUAAGGCCAAUGUUUCAGAGACCGCAUCUUCCACCCUACUAGAGGUCCUAGAGUGGAGAAGACAGCAUCUGCUGCCCCGGAAACAUCAUGAUAACAUGCAACUCAUAAGUGGGAAACAGUUUAAGAACCACGCUCUUGGAGAGGCGUUUGUUGCAAAAAUGUGCACCCCGGAUCAUAGUGGUGGAGUUAUAAAGGAUACGGGUGUAAGCCCUAAGGAGCUGGCAAAGUAUGUGGCGCACGAGAUGGGGCACAAUCUGGGCAUGGAUCAUGACACAGACUCCUGUUACUGUCCGGCUGGGUCGGGAAAAUGCUUGCUGUCCAGACGGACCGGGUAUAACAUGAAUGAGGAUUUUAGUGACUGCAGCUUUCGCUUCCUAUGUCGGUUCCUGGAAGAAAAGGAUGUGACCUGUUUAAUGGACAGACCGGAGACAUAUAUUGAUGAACCAAUCAAGCUUAGCCACCCAUACCAGAUUCUAGAAACCGUAGGGAUGGUUUCUCUGGGCCUCUGCUGCCUCAUCUUUCUUCUCUUAUUCGCCAUCAUCUGGAAAAAGAGGUUUUGUCGAAGGACAGAAACGAAGAGGAACUUUACUCCAGUGCAGCCAUGGAAUGGAAAUCAGAUUCUGAGCAUUUAAAAAGGAGUUGGUGGUGACCAUCACCUGAAAGAGCACUUCCUCGUUCACAUGGAACGAGCAUAGUGGAGCUGUUACUCUUCCUGGUAACAUUGGAUGAAGCUCCUGCUGGAUGGAUGUUUGGUUUGAGCCAGGUCAGGACUGUCGAGGACCAGCUCAGAUACCAACAGAUCAUAUUCUUCAGGGAAACAGCUGCUAA
This is a messenger RNA of Pelobates fuscus (common spadefoot toad), 1621 nucleotides long. It is a transcript of the gene ADAM33, whose product is annotated as ADAM metallopeptidase domain 33. Gene Ontology annotation, molecular function: metalloendopeptidase activity. Bases 46 to 1425 code for a protein of 459 amino acids. The transcript is spliced from 14 exons. Gene Ontology annotation, biological process: proteolysis. NCBI's taxonomy places the organism in Eukaryota, Metazoa, Chordata, Amphibia, Anura, Pelobatidae. The record is from RefSeq and is a predicted model, not a curated record.